GGUUCGCGACAAGCGGGAGCACCACUCAGUGGCGCGAGCGCAUUAUCAUAAAUACUAAAGAAUACCAAGCCAGUCUGUUGCUGUAUGCCAUUGGAUAAACAUUCACCGCCUAUCCCCAAUGAUACGAAAGUGUGUGAUUACUUAUUAGUGUUUUAGUGCAGAAAGCAGACUCAGUACCAUGGAGCUUCAAAAUCACAAAGAGGAAAAUGGCAUAAGUUCAAAUCAAAAUGUUCCGAACCAAGAUCUCAUACAAAGAGUGACAGGAUCUUUCGGAAAAUAUCAGUUAUACUUAUGUUUAUUGAUAUUUUUAUCAAAGUUUCCGGUGGCUUUUCACCAAAUGGCCAUUAUAUUUCUAUCGCCAAAAGUAGAAUACGAUUGUGAGGGUUCUAGCAACAAUGCAACGUGUCCAUGUCCGAAUCCACAAUAUGAUACUUCGAUAUUUACAAACUCCAUUAUUAUGGAAUGGGAUUUGAUAUGUGACAGAAAAUGGUUAACGAGUUUUACGCAAACGUUGUUUCAACUAGGAACUUUAUUGGGCAGUGUACUGUUUGGAAUGGCUUCUGAUAGGUUUGGAAGAAAAAGACCUCUCUUACUAGCAGUUGUCAUUCAAGUCUCAAUGGGCAUUGUAGCCGCAUAUGUUCCAGAAUUUUGGACGUUUACGUUCGUUCGAUUUUUAGUAGGAAUGUCUGUUGGAGGAACAAUGGUCACCGGCUUUGUGAUGGUUAUGGAAUUUGUUGGGACAAAAUAUCGAGAUGUAAUUUCGGCUCUUUACCAAGUCCCUUUUAAUAUGGGUCACAUGUUGCUGCCAGUUUUUGGAUAUUUCUUCAGGGACUUCAAGGAGUUUCAAUUUGCAAUUUCUGUACCAGGGAUUAUUCUCCUUUCAUAUUUCUUUCUAAUACCCGAGACGCCUCGUUGGUUGGUAGCAGUAAAUAAAACGGAUGAAGCUAUUACAAUUUUGGAACGAGUAGCUAAAGUAAAUAAACGUCCGACUGAAAACAUAAGAAGGGAUGUGGAAUUAUAUCAAGAAUCAGUUCAAAAGAAUCAACUUAAGAAAGGAAAUAUAUUGGACCUUUUUCGAACACCGAAUCUGCGAAAAAACAUUUUGGCGAUGUCGUUCAACUGGUUGACUUGCAGUUACUGUUUCUAUGGAGUGUCACAAUACGUUGGUCAAUUAAGUGGUAACGUUUUUGUCAACGUGGCAGCCAGUGCCAGCGUUACUCUACUCGGGACCUUAGCUUCUAUACCAUUAAUGAAAGUAAUUGGUAGAAGAACUAUUUUGAUAGUGUUUAAUGCUAUAUGCGCUCUAUGUUUGUUAAUAUUAUGUGUUAUUCCAGAAGGCAUAGGUUCUGUUAUUUGCGCAAGUAUUGGAGUAGUAGCUAGCUUCAUUGUUUUCGUGUUGGUAUACUUAUAUUGUACAGAAUUAUUUCCAACAGUCGUACGUAACGCUGCUCUUGGGUUUUCUUCAAUGAUGGCGCGCGUAGGUUCGAUGCUAGCACCUUUUGUAAUAGAAUUGAGAGACGUGGCGCUUUGGAUGCCUCCACUAAUCUUUGCGAUAUUCCCACUUCUAGCAGCGUGUAUAACGUUUGUUCUCCCUGAAACUAAAGGUUGUGAGUUGAUGACUACAAUUGAAGAGGGAGAACAAUUUGGCAAAAAGAAAUCCACAACUAGUAAAACUUAAAAUAAUAUUAUGAAAAACUGUAACUUUUAAGUUAGAUGAUAAAUGUAAAUAGUAUUGUAGUAAAUGUUAAG
Molecule: messenger RNA, 1749 nt
Organism: Vanessa atalanta (red admiral)
Lineage: Eukaryota; Metazoa; Arthropoda; Insecta; Lepidoptera; Nymphalidae
Product: organic cation transporter-like protein
Exons: 4
Coding region: 179-1678 (499 amino acids)
Biological process (GO): transmembrane transport
Cellular component (GO): membrane
Molecular function (GO): transmembrane transporter activity
Source: RefSeq, a predicted model, not a curated record